Molecule: messenger RNA, 4891 nt
Organism: Dichomitus squalens LYAD-421 SS1
Lineage: Eukaryota; Fungi; Basidiomycota; Agaricomycetes; Polyporales; Polyporaceae
Product: phenylalanyl-tRNA synthetase
Exons: 13
Coding region: 21-1895 (624 amino acids)
Biological process (GO): phenylalanyl-tRNA aminoacylation
Cellular component (GO): phenylalanine-tRNA ligase complex; cytoplasm
Molecular function (GO): ATP binding; phenylalanine-tRNA ligase activity; magnesium ion binding
Source: RefSeq, a predicted model, not a curated record
CUACUUCUGGCUGACUGACGAUGCCAACUGUAUCCUGCGACAAGGAAGAGCUAUGGAAGCGGUUGGGACGGGCGUACUCUGCAGAAGAGUUCGAUCACCUGCUUUUUGAGUUCGGCUUGGAACUUGAUGAGGACACGACGGAGGAGGUGGAGGCCGCGAUCAAGAAGGGACUCCCCGCCGAGCGUCCGCAACUAAAAAUCGAGAUUCCUGCAAACAGAUAUGACCUUCUCUGCAUAGAAGGCAUCGCACGGGCACUCCGCAUCUUCCUUGGCCUAGACAAGCCCCCAAAGUACAAGCUCGCGUACCCUCCUGGCGGAGAGGCUGACCUGAUCACUACUACUGUAACUCAGGAUACUCAGCGAAUCCGUCCUUUCUUCGCGUGCGCUGUCCUGCGUAACGUCAAGUUCACCGAACGGUCAUACGAGUCCUUCAUAGACUUGCAGGACAAGCUGCAUCAGAAUCUUUGCAGAAGACGGCAGUUCGUUGCCAUCGGUACGCACGACCUCGACACCAUUCAAGCACCCUUCCGGUAUGAGGCACGACCGCCGAAGGACAUCAAGUUCAUACCGCUAUCCAAAGACAGAGCAUACACUGCGGAAGAGUUGAUGACAGUGUACGAGUCAGAGAAGCACUUGGCACGCUACCUACCCAUCAUUCGCGACUCACCUGUAUACCCCAUCAUCUACGACCAGCAAGAUCGCGUUCUAUCCAUGCCUCCAAUCAUCAACUCGGAGCACAGUAAAAUAACUCUCAACACACGGAAUAUCUUCAUCGAUAUCACGGCUACUGACGAGACGAAGCUCGGCAUCGUGGCAAACAUCAUCUCAACAAUGUUCUCAGAAUACUGCGCAGAGCCUUACACGAUUGAGCCGUGCAAGGUUGUAUAUCCUGAUGGAAGUGUUCGCAUUACGCCCGACUUGCAGUACAGGGCAACUUCGGCACACGCAUCCUACGUGAACUCAUGUACCGGCCUUACGCUGACAGCAGAGGAGGUCGCCAAGCUUCUCGAACGCAUGACCCUCACAGCAUCCCUCUCUCCCAAUGAUCCGGAUGAAGUGAUCGUGCAAGUCCCACCCACUCGACCGGAUAUCUUGCACGAGUGCGAUCUCAUGGAAGAUGCCGCCAUCGCGUAUGGGUUCAAUAAGCUUCCCGACACCUUCCCGGCAACGAGCACCGUCGCGCAACCGCUGGCGAUCAGCAAGCUCAGCGACAUCGUACGUUUGGAAUGGGCCUUCGCCGGCUGGAUUGAGGCCCUGCCGCUCAUCCUAUGCUCACACGAGGAGAACUUUGAGUGGAUGAACCGGAAAGAUGACGGCAAGACCGCGGUUCGGAUCGCCAACCCCAAGACGCUCGAGUUCCAGGUCGUGCGCACAUCCCUCCUACAGGGCCUCCUCAAGACGAUCCGUGAGAACCGCUCGCACCCGCUGCCCAUUCGCGUGUUCGAGACGUCGGACGUCGUGUUCAAGGACCCGUCCUACGAACGCCAGGCGCGCAACGUCCGCCACGCCGCGGCCGUGUGGUGCAACAAGACCGCCGGAUUCGAGAUCGUCCAUGGGCUGCUCGACCGCAUCAUGCUCAUGCUCGAGGUCCCGCUCAUCUCGAGAGACGACACAAAGGCGAAGACGGGGUACUAUAUCAAGGAACGCGAAGACCCUACAUUCUUCCCCGGGCGCGCUGCGACGAUCUACUACCGGCCCCCGAAGGACGCGUCUGGGCUCACUGUCCUGAAGCGCACGCUCAAGGCUGCGCUCAACCGCCCAGACGACCUCGAGAUCGGCGUGCUCGGGAUCCUGCACCCCACCGUGCUGGAGAAGUUCGAGAUCACGUACCCCUGUUCCGCGCUCGAGUUCAACCUGGAGCCGUUCAAGAAGGAGCUACAGACGCCGUUCGCGUAGAAGCGUAUUGUUCGUAGAUGAGGAGAAGUUGAAACAAAUGUAUUCGUGAUAUACAGCAGCGUUAUUUCACUAGAAAAUCGCGGCUUGUACUAGCGUAUUGCGGACUGGCGAGGUGUCCGAGCGGUCGCUGCCCCAGUGUGUUAAAUAUGUGUUAAAGAUCUGAUACAAAAAUGGUACACGAAAGACAGGGAUCCAAGCAGCUCCCCGUCAAUUUGGUUUGGAUCGUGCGAUAGAUGCUAGGGUGUAGCACGAGAGGGCGAACGGGAUCCGAGACAGGUCCAUGAUCAAUUCCAGAUUAGCACUCCCCGACGGCCGACCCGACGGACGCACCCAGGGAGCAAAGCGUAUACAAGACAUCAUGCGAUCCGUCCAGAACAACUUCUUGCGAGAUACCAUACCCCAGUCGACGCGCAUGCAUCUACAGACAAAUUCCUCCCCGUCCCCCUCAUCUCCCUCAUAGCAGUCCUGCCGACCGCAGGUCCUGGUGCAACCGCGCCUCGUCCGCGUACGCGCGCGCGAUGCGCUCGUUGCGCACGGGGUCGGACUCGUCCAGCGGGAGGAUGUACGUGUUGCGCGGGGGCACGGCCUCCUCGUCCUCCUCCUCGCCCUCGCCCUCGUGGUACGCCGCGCCCGGGAAGCCGAGGCCCUGGCGGAUGAGCGAGCCGUCGGCGAGGCCCUGCAGCCCGAAGACGCGCUCGAUGGAGUGGAUGAUCGCGGCAGAGCGGGCGCGUUCUUCGGGGGUCGCUUGGGCGGGCGCGUCGUCCUGCGAGGAGAGGAUGCCGCGCUCCCACCGCUUAACGCGCCAGAAACCGAGGAGGGAGGUCAGGAGUAUAAACCAGCCGACUGUCAUCAGGAGGAACGAGAGCCACUCCGACGUUGCGUCCCCGUUGAGGAAGGCGCCGUCGGUCGUCGUCGACGGGGUCGCAGGCGCGGUUGCGUUCAGAGCGAGGUUCUUGUAGUACGCCUCCGCCUCCGCCGCCGUGCCGAACGUCGGGCGCGGCUCCUCGGUCGACUGCCAACCGGCCCACACGUCCCCAUCCCCGCCCCCGAUGUCGUCCCGCCCGCGCAUGGCGAAGCCGUACUGGAUGAGCGUGAUGCCGAGGCCGGCGCGGGACCCGAGCUUCGCGGCGUGGGUGGUGUGCAGGAGGUACGUGAGGAGGAAGCCGACGAACUGGAAGGAGAUGGAGACGAGCAUGUUCCAGAGGAACGAGAAAAGGCUGCCCGUCGGCAGCGAGUCGAUGAUGACGUCCCCCGGGGUGUUCGCGGCCGACGGCGCGUGGAUCGUCGUCUCCCAAUACGGCGGGACGGCGUCCGCCUGCGCCUGCGCGUACGUCGGCGGGACCUCCUUCUGCACCUCUUCGGGGACAAGGAGGACAUUGUCGCCCUCCUGUAUGCGCCGCUGCCGAGUGGGCUUCGCAGUCACGUUCGCGAACACGCCGUCGUUGGCGGUGCCGCCGCCGACGGGCCCGUGGGGCCUGUCGGAGGACCCCAGGCCGAGCCGCUCGACGUAGUGCGUCGGGAGCACCGACGCCGCCGUCCUCCUGAGCCAGUUCCCCCUCCCCGGCCCCGAGCCCGCGUCCGUGCGCACCUCGCUAAACGACGGGACGAGCCCGUUGGAGUUGCCAAACUCGUUCGGGAGCGCCCGCGGGGUGGGACCGGGCGGUGAGCCAGGCGGGGGGCGGAUGUAGUCGAAGUCGGUGUUCUCAAAAUUGUAUGUCGCAGGUGCCGGGGCGGGGGGUGUGCCCGAGUGAUUCACAGCGUCGUAGUUGUGCGACGGGGGCUCGGCAUUGGGGAGGGACUGGUAUCCGUUGCGGGAGGUCGGUGGGGUACGGUGGUCGUCUUCGUCAUCCGAGUCGUCGAAAGCGGCCUCCAUCUCGUCGAUCACAUCUGGGUCCAUCACCAGCCAAUCUCAUCGCAUUCCAUAUUUGGUGCUGUAUACGUUGUGGCAUAACCAUCCCGCAGCACGCUCCCAUUGGCUCGGUCCGCGUACACAGCUCUGCGAGCAACUUGCCUCUCUUGACACUGUUCCUCCUUGUCCUCACGCUUCUCGUAGCGAUAUCCAUCCAUCCAGGCCAUUCCAGGCCACCGCUUUCUCCUUACUCAUCUGAUCCAGAUUGAUAUCACUAGUCAUAUAUGGCACGGCGCUGGGACUACGCAGUACAUGCAACAGUAUGGGAUCACGGCCACCGACGACGCUAUCUACUCCGACCAAAGCAUAUUUAGCAGCCAUGAGAAGGGAUGUUGUUGGGCUCGACACCAUAACACGACGUCCAUAAAUCAGUAAUAUCACAGCUCCGCCACUUGGCGGAACGGCCGGAGGUGCCAAUGAGACAUCCUCUCGGGGGCGAGGAAUGCAUCGCCCGCUCGCGUCACAAGAGACCGAGACGGGCGACAUGCAAGAGCCUAGUGGGGCAUACGGGUAGCUGCUACGGAGUUUUCGUCAGCGCCGAUGUGGAGCGACGCGGGCGGCGCAGCGUACGUACCAGAAGGCUAGCGCAUGUGGAGGUCUGCACGGUUCGCGUUGCGAACCAGCCGCUGCACGCGUUGGCAGCUCUCCAUUCGCGCGUCCAUGAGCUCCGAGAACAUCUCGAGAAGCCGCGCACCGGGCUCGGUUGGUGGUGCGCGCACUGGGCGGCGCUUGCGCGCGUGGAGGCUGACGCCGUCGAGCUUCAGACGCAUGGUGUUCUUCCGCCGCAUCCAACGCGUCGCGUCCGAGCGACUGAGGGACGGUGGCGGGGCAUCGGGCUCCGACUUGAUGACCGAGACGGCGGUGUCGGAGGAUGUAGUGGAUGCGGGUGAUAGUAAACCUUGCGAUGCACAAGGGGAGGGCGUGUUGGAAUGGUCGGAUGGAGGGGCGUCGAUGCCCUUGGUGAUAGCGAGCUCGAGGGCUGCGCGGGUGUGGUGGACCCAGUAGCGUUCCUGCUGGUAGAAGGCCUCGAGGGACUCCAAUAGGGACACGGCAGGGUGGGGGCCGUCGGGAGAGGUAGGGGACUGAG